ACAACUGUGCCUUGGAUGGUCAGGCCCUAGAAUAUUGUGGCGUAUGAGGACCUGUCUGUGGACUAUACUGAGAAGAAGUGGAAAGGUCUGGCCUUUUACCGGAACAUGAUACUGGAAAAUAACCACAGUGCGGCCUCAUUGGGUAGAAACAUGAUGGAGAGUUCAGAGUUGACGCCAAAGCAGGAAAUUUCUAACGGAUCAGAGUCAUCUGAUAGGAUACCAGGGGGACUCUUUGGGCUGGUUCCUGGGGGAACAGUGGCUGGAGAUGUCCAUGAAGAUACUUUCGAGAAGCUAGAAGUGCCACCCUCAGAUGAAGAAGGGAGCAGACUAGAAAGUGCUUUCUUGGGAAUAACAGGUAAGGAUAAGAAAAAAUCCACAAAAGACAGGUGUGAGGAACAUAAGAAGAUCAGGGAACAUCAAAAUCUGUCUUCUAGUCCUGCUGAACAUGAAGGAACUCUAAAGGGACAGAAAUCCUAUCAGUGUGAUGAAUGUGGCAAAGCUUUCAGUUGGAGUUCACACCUCAUUGGCCAUCAGAGAAUCCACACUGGAGAGAAACCCUAUGUGUGUAAUGAAUGUGGUAAGACUUUCAAGCAAACCUCUCAGCUCAUUGUUCAUCUCAGAACACACACAGGGGAAAAGCCCUAUGAAUGCAGUGAGUGUGGAAAGACCUAUCGGCACAGCUCCCAUCUCAUUCAACACCAGAGACUUCACAAUGGAGAGAAACCUUAUAAAUGUAAUGAAUGUGGAAAAGCUUUUAAUCAGAGCUCCAAACUCUUUGACCACCAGAGAACUCAUACUGGGGAGAAACCUAAUGAAUGCAAGGAGUGUGGGGCAACCUUUAGUCGGAAUAAAAAUCUUGUGCGACAUCAGGUCCUUCACAGUGGUAAGAAACCUUACAAGUGUAAUGAGUGUGGGAGAGCUUUCUGUUCCAAUAGAAAUCUCCUAGACCAUCAGAGAAUCCACACUGGGGAGAAGCCUUAUGAGUGUAAUGAAUGUGGCAAGGCCUUCAGUCGGAGCAAAUGUCUUAUUCGACAUCAGAGCCUCCACACUGGGGAAAAGCCAUACAAAUGUGGCGAAUGUGGGAAAGCCUUCAGUCAGAAUUCUCAACUGGUUGAUCAUGAGCGAAUUCAUACUGGAGAAAAACCUUUUGAAUGUAGUGAGUGUGGUAAGGCAUUCAGUUUGAGUAAAUGUCUUAUUCGGCACCAGAGACUUCACACAGGUGAAAAGCCCUAUAAGUGCAACGAGUGUGGUAAAUCCUUCAAUCAAAACUCCUACCUCAUUAUACACCAGAGAAUUCACACUGGUGAGAAACCCUAUGAAUGUAAUGAGUGUGGAAAUGUCUUCAGUUAUAAUUCCAGCCUUAUGGUACAUCAGAGAACACAUACUGGGGAAAAACCCUAUAAAUGCAACGAUUGCGGAAAAGCCUUUAGUGACAGCUCACAGCUUAUUGUGCACCAGAGAGUUCACACUGGAGAGAAACCUUAUGAAUGUAGCGAGUGUGGGAAAGCCUUUAGUCAGCGCUCCACUUUUAAUCACCACCAGCGAACUCACACUGGAGAGAAGCCCUCAGGUCUGGCUCGGUCAGUUUCUUAA
This is a messenger RNA of Propithecus coquereli (Coquerel's sifaka), 1593 nucleotides long. It is a transcript of the gene ZNF852, whose product is annotated as zinc finger protein 852. Gene Ontology annotation, molecular function: DNA-binding transcription repressor activity, RNA polymerase II-specific. Lineage: Eukaryota; Metazoa; Chordata; Mammalia; Primates; Indriidae. Gene Ontology annotation, biological process: negative regulation of transcription by RNA polymerase II. The record is from RefSeq and is a predicted model, not a curated record. The transcript is spliced from 3 exons.